CAACUGGCUGACCGGACCCCGCCUUCUUGUCUGGUAAGCCUCCAGCUGAUCAUCAGUCACUGUUUGAUCUAGUUGACCCAGAAUUAGACUCUGAGAUCAGACCUCAGGUCGCAACGCUAGUCACUGAAAUCACACAGCCCAGCUUAGGAACUGAACGCUUCGAGCGCUUCUCAAGUGGACUUCUGUGUUAAGAGCACUUGCGGUCCUGAUUCACAUAGCCCAGUGUUUCAGACAAACGGACAAAGACAAAACUUGCAGAGGGUGGCAUACCUGUAAGAAAGCAAUCACGCCAGAGAACCUGGAAAAAGCAAAGAAACUACUGAUCAAGAACAUGCAGCAGGAAAGAUAUCCUAGUGAAUUCAGUAACAUUCAGAGUAAGUCAGACAUUCCAAAACAGAGCAACAUUGCAAAGCUGUGCCCAGUGGCUGACAGCUUUGGACUUCUCAGAGUAGGUGGACGCAUCACUCAGUCUGGCCUUGAGAUAAACCGCACCAAUCCCCUCAUCAUCCCAGUUCAGCACCACCUAACGACUCUCCUUGUGCGACACCAUCACGAGCAGGUAAAACACCAGGGCAGACACUUUACAGAGGGGGCCAUCAGGGACGCUGGACUGUGGCUGGUGGGCGGAAAGAGAUGUAUCAGAGGUACUCUGUCCCAAUGUGUCACCUGCAGGAGACUGCGUGGCAAGCAAGAACAUCAGCUGAUGGCAGAUCUGCCUGCAGACCGGCUACAAGUUGCCCCACCGUUCACUUACGUCGGCUUGGACGUGUUCGGCCCAUGGGAGGUUAUCAGCCGUCGGACGAGAGGUGGACAAGCAAACAGCAAAAGGUGGGCAGUAAUGUUCACCUGUCUGUGUGUGCGUGCUGUACACAUUGAAGUGAUAGAGACACUGAGUGCAUCUAGUUUCAUAAAUGCUCUACGGAGAUUUUUCUCCAUCAGAGGCCCUGCCGCACAGAUUAGGUCUGACAGAGGCACUAACUUUACUGGUGCUUCAAAAGAAUUGAAUCUGGAAGAUGACGCAGACAUGCAACGUUACCUACAAGACCAACAAUGCACAUGGAUUUUCAAUCCCCCGCACGCCUCCCAUAUGGGAGGUGCCUGGGAGCGACUUAUCGGGGUGGCCCGUCGCAUCCUAGACUCCAUGUUCCUGCAGCAACGCUUCUCUUCAUUGACACACGAGGUCCUCGUCACACUCAUGGCAGAGGUGUGUGCAAUUAUGAAUGCGAGACCCCUACUGCCUGUGUCAACUGACCCCGAGAACCCUCUCAUACUCACCCCCUCCAUGCUUCUGACACAAAGGACAGGAGCCCCAUCGUCGCCUCCACCUGACUUUGGCAAGGCAGAGAUCAUCCGUCACCAAUGGAAGCUGGUACAACAUCUCGCAGAGACAUUUUGGCACAAAUGGCAACGUGAAUACCUGAGCACCCUGCAAAGUCGUGCCAGGUGGCAGGACAAAAGGCCUAACUUGCAAGAAGGAGACGUCAUCUUGAUGAAAGACAAUGCAGCACCAAGGAACCACUGGCCAAUGGCAGUGGUCAUCAAAACUUUUCCCAGCAGAGAUAAUGUUGUCAGGACUGUAGAUAUCAGAGUGAUUCGUCACAGCACUCCUAAAGUGUUUAAGAGACCUGUAACUGAACUUGUCUUACUUUUCUCCCCCUAA
This is a messenger RNA of Cyprinus carpio (common carp), 1660 nucleotides long. RefSeq lists its product as uncharacterized. Lineage: Eukaryota; Metazoa; Chordata; Actinopteri; Cypriniformes; Cyprinidae. Gene Ontology annotation, molecular function: nucleic acid binding. The transcript has a single exon. The coding region runs from base 332 to 1660 and encodes 442 amino acids. The record is from RefSeq and is a predicted model, not a curated record. Gene Ontology annotation, biological process: DNA integration.